Messenger RNA from Lepus europaeus (European hare), 1479 nucleotides. It is a transcript of the gene LMCD1, whose product is annotated as LIM and cysteine rich domains 1. The transcript is spliced from 6 exons. The coding region runs from base 48 to 1145 and encodes 365 amino acids. Gene Ontology annotation, molecular function: zinc ion binding. NCBI's taxonomy places the organism in Eukaryota, Metazoa, Chordata, Mammalia, Lagomorpha, Leporidae. The record is from RefSeq and is a predicted model, not a curated record.
UCGCGGUGUGAACCCAGCCAGCGAUCCUGCGUCCCCUGCCCGGGAAGAUGGCCAAGGUGGCCAAGGACCUGCGCGCAGGAGCUCAGAAGAUGUCCCUGGGCCAGCAGCAGGCGGCGAGAGGCGUGGCUUGUCUGAGAUGCAAGGGGUCGUGCUCCGGCUUCGAGCCCCACUCGUGGAGGAAGAUCUGCAAGUCGUGCAAGUGUAGCCAGGAGGACCAUUGCCUGAGCUCCGACCUGGAGGACGACCGGAAGAUCGGCCGCCUGCUCAUGGACUCCAAGUACUCCACGCUCACGGCCCGCGUGAAGGGCGGCGACGGCGUCCGCAUCUACAAGAGGAACCGCAUGAUCAUGACCAACCCCAUCGCCACGGGCAAGGACCCCACCUUCGACACCAUCACCUACGAGUGGGCACCCCCCGGGGUCACCCAGAAACUGGGAAUGCAGUACAUGGAGCUCAUCCCCAAGGAGAAGCAGCCCGUGACGGGCACCGAGGGCGCCUACUACCGCCGGCGCCAGCUCCUGCACCAGCUCCCCAUCUACGACCAGGACGCCUCCCGCUGCCGCGGACUGUCCGAGAGCGAGCUGCCCCUCAUGGAGGAGUUCGUCAAGCAGUACAAGAGCGACGCCCUGGGCGUGGGCGAAGUGGCCCUCCCCGGGCAGGGCGGCUUGCCCAAGGAAGAGGGCAAGCAGCAGGAGAAGCCCGAGGGGGCGGAGCCCGCCGCGCCCACCGCCAACGGCAGCCUGGGUGACCCGGGCAAGGAAGUGGAAUACGUCUGCGAGCUCUGCAAGGGAGUGGCGGCCGCCGACAGCCCCGUGGUCUACUGCGACAGGGCGGGAUACGACAAGCAGUGGCACCCCACCUGCUUUGUGUGCGCCCAGUGCCGGGAGCCGCUGGUGGACCUCAUCUACUUCUGGAAGGACGGCGCGCCCUGGUGCGGCCGCCACUACUGCCAGAGCCUGCGGCCCCGCUGCUCCGGCUGCGACGAGAUCAUCUUCUCCGAGGACUUCCAGCGCGUGGAGGACCUGGCCUGGCACCGGAAGCACUUUGUCUGCGAGGGCUGCGAGCAGCCGCUGAGUGGCCGGGCCUACAUCGUCACCAAGGGGCGGCUGCUGUGCCCCACCUGCAGCAAGUCCACGCGCUCCUGAAGCCCCCACGUACACAGCCGCAAGCCACAGGACCCCCAGAACCAGAGCCAGGCGCCACAGCGGCCGGCGGCGUCCACCCGGAUCGGGCUGAGGUUUCCAAUCCAGACGCGCCCCGUGGAGGCUUAGGGGGCAGCUGCGCCUGUCUGUCCCCGUCUCAGCUGCUACCCGCGGAAGACCCUGGCGCCCCGUCGGGGAGAGCAGUGACGCUUCAAGCAGCCUGGGAUCCCAGCUCUGUCACUUGUUGCCUCUUUUCCAAGCAGAAUCUGAAUUUUAAAUAAACAGCUCUUAUUUUUUUUUUGGCAUGAUAAGCAUAUCAAUAAAAGUUUUAUGAAUG